Molecule: messenger RNA, 540 nt
Organism: Aphanomyces astaci
Lineage: Eukaryota; Oomycota; Saprolegniomycetes; Saprolegniales; Verrucalvaceae
Exons: 3
Coding region: 1-540 (179 amino acids)
Source: RefSeq, a predicted model, not a curated record
AUGCACUUCAACCGCGACAUGUCGCCACUCACCCGUUCAGGGGUUCUGGCGAUACGAUCUAAUCCCAUUGACUCGGCGGACAGCGGAUGUUUCUACAACGUCCCCUUCGACGCCUCUUCCACCAACGCAUGGGCCCAAAGGUUCGACAGGUCGAGGGCUACCCAAUUCUUCCUCGUCCGCCACGGUGAUGUGACGGCUGCAACGCCAAAGCUUUGUCGGCCCAGUCUCGCCUUGGUCUCCAGCGUGGCAGCUGGGCGUUGGAACUACUCGAGGGCCAGGGCUGUGGACACUUGGUGUUAUUUCCGCACCAGCGUCGCCUUGACGCUGCUGUCAUUGCUUUCCCCUGUGGGAUGGCGUGGAGGCGAUGGGCGCGGCCGUCCUUCUGAAAGUACUCGGGGCAAGGGCGACGUACACCCACGAAGCCAUCAGUGGCAGCUUCUGCGCCUACAAGGGUACAGCGACGCCGUGGAACACGACUCGCACACGAUCGGGACCAUGGCGGGGGAUAACGGCAUCGUUGUGGCCCCUCGUGCCCAGUGA